AGAUAACUCGGUUCAAACUUCAGUCACUAUUGAGUGUUGCUCUUUGUGCUGUCUGUGAGUAGUCGCCGGGUGUUCCAUGCAGUAUCUGUGAACCAUGCGCAACGUAAUUAUUUUUGUGAUCACUGCCGCUACUUUCGUUUUAGAUCCGGUGGCUGCGGAUUACGCCCCAAUAAUUGAUGAACAAAUUAAUAUCGUCCGGGACACAGACAAUGACGAUGGAGCCUUAUACUUGACGCCAAUGAUCCGCCAAGGACAACUGGACAUGGCCAGAGCUGCGUGCAAAGUGAAGCCAGUUAAAGCCAAUAUUGAUAGUUAUUCUGGUUACUUAACCGUCAACGAUACGACCAACUCCAAUUUGUUCUUCUGGUUCUUCCCGGCGGCCGUGUCGCCGAAAAAUGCGUCUGUCUUGCUUUGGUUACAAGGUGGACCUGGUGCUUCCAGCCUAUUCGGUUUGUUCAACGAACACGGUCCAUUUUCGGUGGGUAAGACUCACGGGCUCAAGCUGCGAACACACUCUUGGACGACUACGCACUCCGUCUUAUACAUUGACAACCCAGUUGGAACAGGAUUUAGCUACACCGAGGACGAUGCUGGUUACAAUACUAACGAAAGUCAAGUAGGGUUGAACAUGUACGAAGCCCUCCUACAAUUUUUUACUUUGUUUUCCGAAUACCAGAAGAACGAUUUUUACGUUACCGGCGAGUCUUACGCUGGUAAAUAUGUACCAGCCGUCUCAUACGCCAUUCAUUUAAACAAUCCAACAUCAAACCUGAAAAUCAAUCUUAAAGGUUUGGCUAUUGGUAACGGCCUCAUCGACCCAGCCAAUCAAUUGAUUUACAGCGAAUAUUUAUAUCAACACGGAUUUUUGAGUGAAUCUCAGAAAUCAACAUUCGAAGAACAAGAGAAAAUCGCCCAACAACAAAUCAAGGACGAAAAAUACGAAGACGCUUUUCUGACAUUUGAUCGUCUAUUGAACGGUGACAUGUAUCCGUCUCCAUCGUUGUUCUAUAAUUACACCGGUAUGACAUAUUAUUUUAAUAUGUUGUGGGACAAAGAGCCGACACCAUACGGCGACUGGGAAACUUACAUACAACACCCGACAAUGAGGUCCGUUUUACACGUCGGUAACAGGCCGUUUAACAACGGUUCCCUUGUCGAGAAACACCUGAUAGGGGACAUGAUGAAAUCAAUGAGUUCGUGGUUAGCUACGCUGCUUGAUUCGAGGUUAUACCGUGUGUUAUUGUACUCUGGUCAGUUGGACAUCAUCGUUCCAUACGUGGGCACGACGCGUUUGGCCCAAGCAUUGAAAUGGAGUGGCGCCGAUGACUUUAACAAUGCACCCCGCACCAUUUGGACAAUCAACGGCGACGGUAACAAAACUGAUGUCGCUGGAUAUGUCACAGCGUCUGGACCUCUUACAGUACUGUUAGUUCGUGACGCCGGUCACAUGGUACCGGCCGAUCAACCACUGUGGGGACUUGAUCUUAUUAAUCGGUUUACUUCGGGGAAACCGUUUUAAUUUUAUUUAAAUGUAUUAUAAACAGCAUUGUUGACAUAGUGUAAGUCACGUCUGUGAUGUGAACUAAUUGCCUAAAUAUAAAAUUUCAUAUUUAGCCAAAAUUUGGCUCCUAAUUAAAAUAAUAAUAUAUAUAUAAAUUUGUAUGCACUAUCAUUGUCACUUUUAUACUUGCAUAAAAUAAUUUUAUAAGUUUGAUAUUUCCUUUGAUUUUGUACUAAAAUAAUUUUUACUUAAAACUAGUUUAAAAAAACCAGAAUAAGAUCGAGUUUUAGAUUGAAUAAUCACGUAAAAAUUAAAAAAAAAAUUUUUUGCUUUAAUUAUAAAACUUGUACGAAUCCAAUAUUUUUAGAUUUGAAUUAUUCGUUUCAAUGACAAGUGUCAUUAUCAGAGACACUCUAGUAGAAUUCAAUGGAAAUGUAUAAUCUAACAAAAAAAUAUAGAUAAACAAUUUUAUUUUGUUUAAAUUA
Messenger RNA from Daktulosphaira vitifoliae (grape phylloxera), 1986 nucleotides. RefSeq names its product venom serine carboxypeptidase-like. The record is from RefSeq and is a predicted model, not a curated record. Lineage: Eukaryota; Metazoa; Arthropoda; Insecta; Hemiptera; Phylloxeridae. Gene Ontology annotation, biological process: proteolysis. The transcript is spliced from 2 exons. Gene Ontology annotation, molecular function: serine-type carboxypeptidase activity. The coding region runs from base 95 to 1519 and encodes 474 amino acids.